AUGGUCGUACGAGCAUCGACGCAGUCGUCUUUUAAUUUCAACCAAAUAAAAACCAAGACUGUCGAGAAUCUCAUAUUCCAAUUGAUUAAUGAUGUGACAAACAUCACAGAAACCUUCCCUUUACAACCUGGACAAACCGCAGAAAGCCUAGUAGUGGCCGUCGAGCGUAGUGUUCAACAGUUUCUUGAACACGGUGAUGCUGCCAUUCGGUCUUGUCCAUUAGCACAUGGAUCCGCUCUUGAAACGUUAACCGAUGCCUUGGUGGAUGUGCGGGAUACCGGACAAUCUAUGUCGUAUGCUGGACGCGAUUUUAUUCGAGAUAGCUCAUCCUCGCAAAGACGCGCCUCUGCGAUCACUGCAGGAAAGGCAUUGCUACAAGCCGUCGCUCACUUCCUUAUUCUCGCCGAUUCGAUAGAUGUUGCGCUGAUCAUUGAAGGAGUGGACAAGAUACGCACACUUCUCGAUGGUGUAAGAGCUGCGACGUCAAACCAAGAAGUAAUUGAUCGAUACCAACUUUUGAUCGCAGAGAUUGAGGAGGUGGAGGAGACCGUGAAAAGACGUAUUGUUGAUCUACGGGAUCCUAACCAAAAGGACGACCUUUUAGGCCUGCAAAGGACACCUGAAGACCUUAUGCCCUUUAAUUUCGCCACAUCGAAGGCCUUUGUGCGCCAUCCUGAAAGUGACGAAGCUAGAAUAAUCGAUUAUGCUGCAAAGUGGAAAGCCGUAUCGACAUUGAAUGCUAUUGAUGCUAUCCUGAGGGGUGAGCAACCGGACAUGUCAUUUACAUCGCAGGGGCGGUUAGGGCAACUAAUUACUGAGCUCGAUCAGUUCCAGAACAGUUUACCUGCCCGCACUUAUAAGGCCCCUCGCACUCGCCGAUCGGAAGUACUCGGGCUGAUCGGAAACAGAAGAUUGUGA
This is a messenger RNA of Ostertagia ostertagi, 918 nucleotides long. The record is from the annotation of a GenBank genome assembly. NCBI's taxonomy places the organism in Eukaryota, Metazoa, Nematoda, Chromadorea, Rhabditida, Trichostrongylidae.